Aspergillus heteromorphus CBS 117.55 is the source of this 406-nucleotide messenger RNA. RefSeq lists its product as uncharacterized. Lineage: Eukaryota; Fungi; Ascomycota; Eurotiomycetes; Eurotiales; Aspergillaceae. The coding region runs from base 90 to 326 and encodes 78 amino acids. The record is from RefSeq and is a predicted model, not a curated record. The transcript has a single exon.
ACGAUGGGAAAGUGUUAAAAAGAGGGCGUAACACUCGGGGAUAUUUGGGCUCCUGCUGAGCCUUUCUGCUUUCGUCCCCCUCCUUUUUUAUGUUCUGCCUUCUGUUCUCCUUGGCCGGUUCUGCUUUUUGUUCGGGCUGCUGUCCUUCUGGUCUCAAGAGCUUGUCUUUUUUCCUGUCUUUGCUCGGUUUUUCUUUUUCCUUUCCUUUCCUUUUCUCUUUUCCUUUCCGUUCUUUUGUCCUCUUUUAUACACUGUAUAUAGAAGUCCUAUUCCUUCCCUCCUUUGUUUCUUUCCAAAUAAAAAAAAAUGUAAUAACAGUCUCCUGAAAGAGUAAGAGAUGAGAAGAGCAGUCGGAACUUGUAGAAUGCUUGCUAGCUAUCUUGGUCAGACUUGAGACAACAACAAG